Hippopotamus amphibius kiboko is the source of this 5336-nucleotide messenger RNA. It is a transcript of the gene PHRF1, whose product is annotated as PHD and ring finger domains 1. Bases 1 to 5145 code for a protein of 1714 amino acids. The transcript is spliced from 18 exons. The record is from RefSeq and is a predicted model, not a curated record. Lineage: Eukaryota; Metazoa; Chordata; Mammalia; Artiodactyla; Hippopotamidae.
AUGCACUUCCGGGUCGAGGAGCGCGCGGCGGCGGCGGUGGCGGCGGCGGCGGCGGCGGCGGCCGGGCCUAAUCGCGCCUCUAGUUCGGGCGGCGGCGGCGGCGGUGAGCGCCCGGGAACGGCCGGCGGGGCGCGAGGUUCCGGAGCUGAACUCCAAUGUCCAGCAAUGGAUGACGACAGCCUGGACGAGCUUGUGGACCUAAGCCCAGGGCCCGAUGGCCACCCAAACCUCUGUGCUGCUGCCCUGGCCAGUGACGCUGGUGAGCCGCCCCCCCGCCUGGAGCUGGGGGCACACACCCAUGUCGGGCUCUUCAGGUGCACAGAAGGAAGCAGCGACGCCCACAGUGGGGGCUCUGAGGACAACACGGGCAGUGAGCACAGCGAGGACGAGGAGGGGGACGAGGACGAGGAGGGGGACCUGGAAGACGGAUCCGGUUCCGAGGAUUCCGAAGAAGAUGGCGAUGACGUAGACGCAUUAGUGGCCUCAGUGGAGACUCAGGGGGCGCUGGAAACCAGCGGUGCACUUAAUUCUGACGAUGAUUCUGAGAGCUGCCCCAUCUGUCUCAAUGCAUUCAGGGACCAGGCUGUGGGCACGCCCGAGAGCUGUGCCCACUACUUCUGCCUCGACUGCAUCGCGGAGUGGUCCAAGAAUGCCAAUUCCUGUCCAGUUGAUCGAACUAUAUUUAAAUGUAUUUGUAUUCGAGCUCAAUUUGGCGGUAAAAUCUUGAAGAAGAUCCCAGUGGAGAGCGCCAGGCUCGGGGAGGACCAGGAUGAAGACCCGACCUUCUGUGAGGUGUGCGGCAGGAGCGACCGGGAGGACCGUCUGCUCCUCUGCGACGGCUGCGACUCUGGGUACCAUAUGGAGUGUUUGGACCCUCCUCUCCAGGAGGUGCCAGUGGAUGAGUGGUUCUGUCCGGAAUGUGCUGCCCCCGGGGCCACCCUGGCCACUGACGCGGGUCCUGUGAGCGAGGAGGAGGUCUCUCUGCUCUUGGCCGACGUGGUGCCCACCACCAGCCGGCUUCGGCCACGCACAGGGAGGACCCGGGCCAUCGCCAGGACGCGGCAGAGCGAGAGGGUCCGAGCGACCGUGAAUCGGAACCGGCUCUCCACAGCCAGAAGGGUCGAGCGCGUCCCAAGGUACCUCAUGUCUUCUCUGCUGGAUGAGACCAUUGAAGCUGUGGCUGCCGGGCUGAGCACAGCCGUGUACCAGCGCCCCGGGCCGCGAGCGUCCACCCGCCGGAGGAGGAAAGCAGGAAGACGGAAGAAAGCGUCAGGAAGAAGGAAAACCCAGUCCAGGUCAUCUGUGAAGAGCCGGAGCUCAGGGACAAGGUCGAGGAAACGCCAGGGUCGCGUGAAGAAGAGGAAAGGGAAGAAGAUAAAGAAUGAAGUCACAGCUCGUUCCCGCAUCGCGCGAACCCUGGGCCUCUGCAGGCCAGCCCACGGAGCCUGCAUCCCCUCAGUGUACAAGCCUGCAGACCCCUCUCUGGGGCUGAUGCGCGCAGACAUCGGGGCAGCCUCUCUCUCCCUGUUUGGAGACCCCUAUGAGCUGGACCCCUUCGACAGUAGUGAAGAGGCAUCUGCGAGCCCUGCUUCCCCUCUGAGCGCCAAGAGGAGGAUUCUGUCCCGGUCAGCCCUGCGGUCGCACCAACCCGUGGCCAGGCCCGUCUCCAUGGGGCUCUCCAGGCGGAGCGCUCCCACCCUGGCGCCGCAGCCAGACGUGGACACGGGCCCUGGCCCCGACCUGCUGGGGAGCAUCCUGUCGGGCCAGCGCCUGCUGAUGAUGAACGGCGCCGACGUCGUCAUCCACCGCGAUGGCUCCCUCAGCGCCAGGAGGGCAGCACCAGUUUCUUUUCAGCGAAACUCAGUUGGUUCGUCCAAAGGGGCAGAAGGCACUGGGUCUGGGGCCAGCCUGCAGCCCAGAGGGACUCAGUCAGGAAGCGGGCCACAGAGCUUAGGGUCCAGCUGUCCAGGCCAGGCCUCCCCGGGUACACCCCCGGCCCCGCCCACGCCCGCCCGUGUCCCUGCGCUUGCGUCAGGCGCUGCUGUGAGGCUGGACUCUUCAGUGACCCCUCGGCCGAGCCAGGCCCAGACCUUUUCCAGCGUGAGCAAACCCGACUUAAAACAAGGUGACGGCCCCCGACUCAGUGGUGACAGCAGGCGCCCUCCACCUGCUAGGUCCGCGGCAUGGAAGGUCUCACGUGGCAGCUCCCAUGCGCCUCCCAAGAGCGCAGGGCUGGAACAGGCCCCAAGACCUGCUCCCAGGAGGACGGACAUCUCCGAGCUCCCCAGGAUACCAAAGAUCAGGAGAGACGACCGACGGGCGGACGAGGCCCCUGCCGGCGGGCAGCGCGUCGAGAUCCCCAGCUCCUGCAUCAGCCGGCUGACAGGCAGGGAGGGCCCCGGGCAGCCGGGCUGCGGUGCCCGGGCGGAGGGUGAGCCCAGCAGCCGGGGCGCGCAGGAGCCCAGCACGCACUCAGGGGGUGGCCCCCAGCCCCCCACCACGCUGGGGCCCUCCCGGGGAAAGGGUGUCAGCUCCACCUUCGAGAGCUUCAGGAUCAACAUUCCUGGGAACACGGCCCAUUCCGGCAGACUCCUCAGCCCCGGCUUCUGUAACACGUUCCAGCCCGUAGACAGCAAGGUGCAGAGGAGAGAGAGCCCCUCGCCCCUCUUCUCCGUCAGGAAGACGAAACAGCUCAAGAGCGAGAUCUACGACCCCUUCAACCCCACGGGCUCUGACUCCAGCUCCACCAGCAGCAGCCCCGAGCGUCUGGGCUCAGGCCUCCUGCCCUCUGAGAUCACGCGGACUAUCUCUGUCGACAGCCCCAAGGCCCCAGUGCUGCCACCUGUGCGCUGCGUCACGUCCUACACCGUGCAGACCAGCGUGGGGAAGGAGCCCGAGCCCCCGCAGGGGCCCUGCGGCCCACCUGAGCUCCAGGGGGAGGAGGAGCCCGCCACACAGGCGCGGAGGCCGUCCCCGCCGGAGCCCUGGGGGGACGAGGACCUGCCGCCCUGCAGCGCCUUCUUUGGCUCUGAGGGGCGGACCGUGACCUGUGUGACUGUGGUAGAGCCGGAUGCCCCUCCUAGCCCCAACGCCCUGCCCGCGACCACCCACAGGGUCGUGGAGCUGCGGUCCCCCACCCGCUCCCGCUCCCGGUCCCGGUCGAGCUCUCGAGGCAGGAAGAAGGCCCAGAGGCCAUGGGCCGCCUCCAGGGAGUGCCGGGGGGCCCGCUCAGGGUCCCGCUCGUCCCGCUCGGGGGACAGGAGCUCGCGGUCCGUGUCGCCCCCAGCAGUGGAGGACCAGACCAAGAGGCACUGGCCCAAGGCCCGGGACCGGAGGUCUUCCAGCGACCCCUCCAGCAGCCGCGAGCGCACCAAGCGGAAGAAGGACAAGGACAAGGGCAGGGAGAGGAGGAGGGGCUCCUGGGGCCGAGGCCGGCGGAGGUCCCGCUCCCGCUCUGGCAGCCCCGGCAGCUCCUCCCACGAGCACCGCGAGGGCAGGAGGAAGAAGAGGAGGCGGUCGGGGUCCAGGUCUCGGGGGAGGGAGUGCUCCCCCCCCAGCAGCCUGGAGAGGGCCCGGAGGCCCAGGCAUCCCAGGGAGAGGAGGGAGUGGCCCGAUAGGGAGAGCACCUCGCGGCCCCGCGACAGGCGCAGCUCCCGGGACAGGCGGCGACGCAGGUCCAGGUCUCCCAGCCUGGAGCAUAGGCCCCGGGAGCACAGGCGGCCUCGGUCCCGUGAGAAGCACCCACGGCCCCGCCCCCGCUCCCGCUCCCCAGAGAGGAAGCUGGCCCCAAAAGAGGCUUCCCCGGCCCCUCCUCCCCAGGGGGAGCCCAGGCCGGACAGGGAGACCCCAGCUGGGCCCCUGGCCUCGGCGGGAACAGAUGCCUCGCUGGAGGGGCCUGAGGUCGACAAGUCCCCCCCGAAGGCCACCCUGGUCCCAGAGGUACCAGCCGAAUGUCCACUUGAGGACCUGGAUUAUGGUGACUCUGUGGAGGCAGGGCAUCUCUUCGAGGACUUUUCCAACGAAGCCAUCUUCAUGCAGCUUGAUGACAUGAGCUCUCCACCCUCCCCAGAGAGCACGGACUCCUCACCAGAGCGAGGCCUCCCACCCAAGCCCGCCGUGCCCCCGGCCACCCAGCAGCACGAUGCUAGCCUGGCCGUGGCCAUCAUCCGGAGGGAGGUGUCUCGGAUCCAUGGUGAAGACGUGGCACCACCCCUGCCCAGGACCGAGGGCCCCCAAGACACGCACGCACUCCAGCAGGAUGCAGCUGAGGAUGCCAUGGCUCCCUGUGCCCUGGGAGGCCAGGCCGUGGGUGGGGCGUCUGUGGGGAAGGAGGAAGGCCUCUCUCCAAACCCCCUACUGCGGGUGAAGGCGCUGGUAAAGAGAGUCACCUGGAACCUCCAGGAGGCGGACAGUGGUGCCCCGACCGAGGACAGAGGGCUGCGGACACCGCUUCACAGGCCACAGAAGCCCCGGGAAGGGAUCCGGGAAACCGAAGACAUGGGCCCUGUGGCUGGGUUCCAGCAGGCACCCUUCUCGGAGCCGCCUCCCCCUAGUUAUGUGCUUCCGGAGCCUGGUUUUGCCGAUGCUGACCCCUCUCAGGUACAGAGCCUGAACGUGCCCCCCACCUCGGCUCUGCCUUUGAGCAUCCCACCACAUGCGCCCGUUGGCCAGCCCGCGGUGCAGUUCCUUCUGCAGGGGAGCCUGCCCCUGCCAGGCUGCGGGGUGGCCCAGAGCCCAGCCCCAGUGCCCACCGUCCUGGCUGCAGCCACAGAGCCAUCUGGCCACGCUGUCACCGCCACCGCCACUGCCAACAACUCAGAGGAGAGGACAGCUGCCCCCAAGCCAGCCUUGGAGAAGGCCAAAAACGAGGAGUACAUGAAGAAGCUGCACGUGCAGGAGCGGGCCGUGGAGGAGGUGAAGCUGGCCAUCAAGCCCUUCUACCAGAAGAGGGAGGUGACAAAGGACGAGUACAAGGACAUCCUGCGCAAGGCUGUGCAGAAGAUCUGCCACAGCAAGAGCGGGGAGAUCAACCCCGUGAAGGUGGGCAACCUGGUGAAGGCCUAUGUGGACAAGUACAGGCACAUGCGCAGACACCGGCGGCCCGAGGCUGGCGAGGAGCCGCCCGCCCAGGGCACCGAGGGCUGAGGCCUGCCUGCCCAGGGCCCUUUUGGCUGGAGCGGCUGGAGCAGAAAGCUUGGGGCACCCAGCCCCCCUUCUUCAGGGCUUCUGUGGUCACACGUGGUCUGUGCACCUAUCUUGCUCAGUUUAAAACUGGACUUUUUAUACAUAUGUUACAGACACGCUGUUCCCGCUGUGUUCUAAUUUAUCAGAAAUCG